CACACACUCUCUCUCUCUCUCUCUCUCUCUCUCUCUCUCUCUCUCUAUACCUAUUAUACCUAAUUUUGUACGUAUAAAACAAAACAAAUAGGGAGAGAGAGAGAGAGAGAGAGGGUGUUUCGAAGACGAAAAUGGCGUGGAAGGGCAGUGUGAGAGAACUGAGACAUCUGAUUCACCUGUUGUUGCCUCUCUUCAUUCACUGGAUCGCAGAGGAGAUGACCGUUUCUGUGCUCGUCGAUGUCACCACCAGAGCCCUCUGUCCCGGCGAGUCCACUUGUUCCGAAGUUAUUUACAUCAACGGCGUUCAGCAGACGGUUGUAGGAAUUUUCAAGAUGGUGGUUCUUCCAAUCCUAGGCCAACUUGCUGAUGAGUAUGGGCGAAAACCACUGCUCAUUCUCACUUUAUCUACAACUAUAGUCCCUUUUGCUUUGCUUGCUAUCAAUGAGUCAAGGGCCUCUGUUUAUGCUUAUUACGUUCUUCGUACAAUUUCAUACAUUAUAAGCCAAGGGAGUAUUUUCUGCAUUUCUGUUGCUUAUGUGGCAGAUGUUGUCGAAGAAGAUAAGAGGGCAGCAUUAUUCAGUUGGAUUACCGGCAUCUUUUCUUUCUCACAUGUAUUGGGAAAUGUCCUUGCACGUUUUCUGCCUGAAGAUUACAUUUUUGAGGUUUCAAUUGCUCUGUUAAUCUUUUGUCCGAUUUACGUGCACCUGUUUCUGGUUGAGACAGUCCAAUCAACUCCAAGACAUCGCCAACAUGCUCCUUGGUUGCACAAGGCACUGAAGAUUGUCAAGGAACGAUACAAUUCAAUGAGGCUUGCAGCAACUAUUGUUGUAAGCAGUCCAACACUCAAGGGCAUGUCACUGGUUUCCUUCUUUUUUGAGUUGGGAAUGUCCGGCAUCACCGGUGUCUUACUGUACUACCUGAAGGCAGCCUUUGGUUUCAACAAAAAUCAAUUUUCAGAAAUUCUGAUGAUGGUGGGAAUAGGAUCAAUUGUUUCCCAGAUUCUGAUUCUUCCUCUCGUCAAUCCAUUAGUUGGAGAGAAAGUGAUACUUUGCACAGCCUUACUUUCAUCAAUUGCUUAUGCAUUGUUUUAUGGCUUGGCAUGGGCUUCUUGGGUACCAUAUCUAAGCGCUUCAUUUGGAGUCAUCUAUGUCCUUGUCAAACCUGCUACUUAUGCUAUUAUAUCAAGAGCAUCAAGUUCAGCUGAUCAGGGAAAAGCACAAGCAUUUAUCGCUGGUGUGCAAUCAAUUGCAGAUUUGUUAUCACCACUUGCAAUGAGUCCACUGACCUCUUGGUUUUUGUCCAGCGAUGCGCCUUUCAACUGCAAAGGUUUCAGUAUUGUCUUGGCAUCUUCAUGCAUGGUGAUAUCUCUAUGUUGCGCUUGCUUGCUAAAGCAUGAAAAGCCAUCAAAGAAUGUCUUGGUAGACGAUGGAGAAAAUAUCGAAGCACCACUUCUAUCAAAAAAUUAACUUUUGAUGUUGGUAUGAUUGGCAGUUGUUUUUUUAUGUAUGUAUCCUUCUUCUAGGUUGAUCAUAGUGUGUAAAUUUUGGUGUUCAUAAUUGUAUCUAAUGAAUGUAAAUCUAUUAAACAUAAAACUGUGCCAUAGCCAAUGGCUUUUCCACUAAUGAAGAAUGAUAAUCAAAUCUUUCUUAAA
Molecule: messenger RNA, 1651 nt
Organism: Camellia sinensis
Lineage: Eukaryota; Viridiplantae; Streptophyta; Magnoliopsida; Ericales; Theaceae
Biological process (GO): transmembrane transport
Cellular component (GO): membrane
Molecular function (GO): transmembrane transporter activity
Source: RefSeq, a predicted model, not a curated record